Messenger RNA from Pseudomassariella vexata, 1794 nucleotides. RefSeq lists its product as uncharacterized. Bases 1 to 1794 code for a protein of 597 amino acids. The record is from RefSeq and is a predicted model, not a curated record. NCBI's taxonomy places the organism in Eukaryota, Fungi, Ascomycota, Sordariomycetes, Amphisphaeriales, Pseudomassariaceae. The transcript has 3 exons.
AUGUGCCCCAACAACUCCAAAGAGCCCUUGACGCCUCGAUUUGGUCCUCUCUCUCCUGUAGAAGAGACUCCAUCAUCUGCAGAAUCAGGCUCCCACUACAGCUUUGGACGACUGUCAAUCAACCUCAAGAUGGGCGACCACGCAUAUCUACAACCAAGGCCAGGACGUGAAUCUCGUUCCAUGGAGUCGAGCUUGCCAGAGGGCGGAAGGUCGUCCGCAACACCGACAACUCUCCCCUUCACCACACAAGACAUGGCUACUAGCUACGUAUCUGUGGCCCCGUAUAACAACUAUCCCAUCUCGUAUGACUCGCCCCUGCCCACGCCAGUCUCAGUCGCUGGCUCGCCAUCACUCGCAGACAGGUCAUCCACCAAGAUGAUACACGCUUUCGGCCACAACGGCGGCAAUUCACAGCAAUUAACACCACCUGGCACAUCUCGUGCCAACCCGGCAGAGUGGUACAACCCCCAGACGCAUCAGAUGCACAGCUUGGAAACCUCGCACUCCCCUGAAGAUCACGGCCUGGCUGUGUCGGCAGCUGAAGCCAACUACUGGGGGUCUUAUGGGGUGUCGGGCACCGAAGCGCAGGAUGACAUGUCUCCUCACAUGACUUCCCAGAGCCUCUUCAUGCCCAUGCACAACGUGGCUCCAUCGGCUCUCAUCCGAAACCCCAAUGCCAUGAUGAGCUCGUCGCCCAUGCCACUCGCUCCAGCCCCACCUCAGGUGCCCAUCCUUCGCGGUGCCCCGAACCCAUCGGACCUUGGCCCAGUUGUGACGCCCAUGGACAACAUGCAGCAGCCGUUUGGCAAUAUGAGCAGCCAGCAACACCCCAUGUUCCUUGACAUUCACUACGCGACCCAGCCCAGUUCGAGCAGACGGAAUUUGCGUCCCAAGACACAGAGAACCCGUGACAAGAAACGCAGCCGCACUGCGAGCAGGGCCUUGUCAAACCAUGGCAAUGAAUACAUGGCUACCCAAGGAGACGCCCAAGCUGCGUCCACAUCGUCUGGCCAACAGUCCCAGGCCCAGGCCCCUUAUCCGAAGAUCCAGCUUAAAGAGACUGCACCCCAAGAAGCUAAACAUUUGUUCGAUUUGCGAUGCAAGUAUGACCAUAAAAAGGGGAAGGGCAUGUGGGAUUCGAUCAUGAAUGAGUGGGAGGUGGCCAACGGAAGGAAGGAUAGAGCUACCCUGCAGAUGCAGAUUACUCGAACGGUUUGCAAACAUGCCAAAUGGCCGGAAUCCGAGGACCGAGCCUUAAGAGAGGCCAGGGAAGAGCUCGACAGCAUGUACUACGUUCUACUUCUCAAGAUCAUGAGAGAGAAGGGAGGGUGCAGAGCCUGGGACUGGAAACCAAUGCACGUCAUCAAGCGAUCGGUAGAACUCGGCCUCGAGGAAUGGGACCCCGAACUCGGGAACGUCAAGAAGUCCAAGAAGAAGCGCAAGCAGUCAGGGCCCUCAACCGUGAACCUCUGGCAAAACAACGCGGAACCAGACGUUCUCUACGAUGACCAAGGCUUGAGCAUCAGCACUUCGGUCAUGAUGUCCAAUGAGCAGGAGGAACAACUCUUUGCGAAAUGGGACCAGCCCGAGCCUGAGACUCCUGAGCCUGACCCCAUGCAGGGCGUCACUGAACACAGGCCCUCCGUCUCCCGUGCCAGCACCGAAAUGGAGCUAAAUCAGGCACAAAGUGAGCGUGUGGCCAAGCAAGCUUGCAAGCAGCUAAGCGAUCAGCUCCUUGGACAGCAGCAGCAGCAGCAGAGAAGCCACGCGCAUAAUUUUGGGAAUCGAUCCUAA